AUGUGCAGGGGCCAGACAACUAGUUUGAGCUCGGGCGCUGGUUGUUCGCAUCUUGAGGAAGUGCAGAUCCGUGCGGAGAGCCUUGCCACAGGACUGCGUUCGCGUGUGUCCUUGAAUUUGGUGGAGGACCAGGAUGCUGCCGAGCACAUGGCACGCUACCUGACGUGGGCGGCCCAGGCGCCCAAGGUGCCCAAGGCGCAGAGAAAUGCCAAAAGGCAGAGCCCCGAAUCUCCCGAGCGAUCCCGUCUUCGCACGGGAGCAGCCUCGGGUGUGGCUGUGGCUGCAGAGGUCCUCAGCCAAGCGAUGGUGGCCAUGAGCAGAAUGCACGACAGGUUCGACCGACUGAAUGUCGCCUUUCAGGAUCUUGAGAGGAACGGUGGGAUGGCCUCUGCCUUCAACGGAGAACGACCCAUAGCGGUCGACAGUGCAGCGCGCGCCUCCGAAGCCACCGUUCAAGCAGCAGAGUGCUGCCACGCAGCACUAAAAGCGCUCCCAGUAUCCACAGUCUGGGUGGAACUGCCCGAUCCCAUCAGCACAGCCGAUGCACUGGAAGCAGCCGCAGCUAUCCUGAAGAAUGGCAGACUACAGCUUGCGGAGCUUGAGGCCUUCCAGGUCGUCACGUUGAAUCGAAUUGAGGCCCAGGCCAAGAGCGCCAGCUACCGAAGUGGCCCAGGCGACUUUCCAGUUGCUGGUAGUCCCUUCACUAUGGCCAUCACCGAGUUCCCUUGUGGCCCGAAGCUGUGCAGUGCUUCAGGGACUUAUCUUUGGAGUGAGGCUCGGGGGUUACUCAAAGCUUUCGCCGGUGCUCACCAGAUUGACAGGGAAUUUGGCGCCAGCAUCUUGAGCGAAGUCUUCCAUGUUUUCGACGAUCUCAUCGAUGGGCUGGCACGCAUUCUUGAAGAGUUGAUCUGCUUGGAAAGUGAGACCGACUCGAUGUGUCCUGCUUUGCUGGGCGCUGCUCAGGUUCAGAAGGACCUGUUGGAAUGGAAGCUUACCCUGCUUGAUGAUGAGGUCAGCCAAACACAGCAGUGCAAACUGAUGGAAUUCGUGGAGGUAGUUUUGGCUGUGGGCGAUGCAUUGCAAGCCGCCAUCGCGCAGCUGCGUCGGAGACGGCAACACGUCGUGGAAGGCAUGAAGGCUUCUAUUGAAAUCAAAGCAGCUAUGAUGCCCGCCACGGAAGGAGAAGCCCCGCAGCUGAAGAACUUCGUCGAAACAACGGUCGUUCGUGAGCUGAAGAAGCAGCUGAGCAAGAUCAUCAGUGAAGCCAAGGAUGUGAAGGUCAAGGUGGCAAAGCGAAGCAAAGCUGCUGCAACUGGCACCGGCGACACAGGCGGAGAUGCGCCAGAAGCAGCUGAGGCUGAGGACAGGUUGAUCCCUCGAGCUUACAAGGGGGAGGAGGCCGAGGAGUCCGACAAGAAGGCCAAGAAGAAGAGAAGAAGAAUUCUUGGAGCGGAAGACAAGGCAGAGGAGGAGGAGCGAGUUGCAGAUGCGAUGGACGCAGAGGCUGACGGAGGCGAUGAGGAGGAGGAGAGCCUGUCUUCAGGCUUCUACACCUCGGUUGAAGGGGAUGAUGAGAAGGCUAUCGAAGAUCCUGAUGAACAGGAGUUGGAAAAAGCAGAGGGGAUCAAGGGCAAUGAGGAGGAAGACGGAGAAGGCGCAGAUGAGGAGAAGCCAGCAAAAGAUUUGGAUGAGGAGCAAGAGUGUGAGGAAGAUGCUCCGGCCGAGGGUGGUGACGACAUGACGUCCCCGAAGGGGAAGCGCGCCAAAAAAGGAGACACGGGUGGAACGAAGGAGGAGCGGGAGGAAGAUGAGAAAGACGGCGGCUCUGGAGGCAUGCAGAAGGCCAAGACCAGCACCCAGGAAGGCUCGAAAAAUCGGAAGACCAAGACCGGCAGCAGCGCGCGACAGCUCGGAGACAAAGCAGCUUCCUUGCAAAAGCAGGCGGAGAAGGACCUUGCCGAGGCUUUGAAGGAGGACAACUUGGUUUGGCGAUCAGAGCUGAGGGGCGAUUCGAUGUCGAUCAUCGUGAACCACAACCAUUCCCAGUGCCCUCACAGUCUUUUCGUUGGGGAGGUGUUGCGAGGAGUUCUGUCUACCGCAACAUUGCAGGACAUUCGCGAUCCUGCGUGCGACGGGGUGGAGGCAGUUCAUGUGAAAGUUGAGAACGACAAGGUGAGCCUGGAGUGCGAGGGAAUCAACCUCUUCGGCCUACUGUGCUUGCCUCCCACACUUGUAGCACACAGCCAGAUCUACACCAACAACCUCAGGCACGUCCUGGAGACUUUUGGGGUUGAAGCUGCACGUGCAUCGGUCGUCCGAGAAGUUCGCGGUGUCUUUGGCCACUACGGGAUUCAGGUCGAUCACCGCCACCUGUCGCUGAUUGCAGACUACAUGGCCCAAGCGGGCGGCUUGCGGCCGUUCAAUCGUAUGGGGAUGGUACAUUGUACGUCGCCACUUCUGCAGAUGUCCUACGAGACGACCAUGCAGUUCUUGUCUGGCGCGUGCAAGGAAGAUUUGCUCGACAACAUGAUCUCGCCCGCAAGUGCUAUCGUGCUUGGGCAGCCUCCUGCUGUCGGCACUGGCGUGGUGAAUCUGCUGGUAGAUCUGGAUCCACCAGAUCCACCAUGGAAGAAGCAGAGGCGCUUUAAGAUGCAACGCAAAUACACAAACUCUCAAUGCAAUGUCAUGGAGCCAGAUCAUGGGCCAGUGGAGCCCGAGCAAGUCUGGUCGUUUGAGACGUUGUGCACCUCCGAUUGGAGACGCUUUCGCACCGCGUACCUUGGUGCUAUGCGGGACUCUCCCGAUGCGUUUACCGCAAGCUUGGAGACGGAAGAGGCGCAUCUCGUGGAGAAGUGGCAAGAGCGCAUCCAACAAGGCGUGGUCGUCUCUUGCGCCUCCGCUGGACGCGAUGUCGGCUUUGCCUGGGUUGUGCGGAGAGGAGAUGCGGUGACCCUGGGCUUGUGGGUUGCUCCGGAGCACCGUUGCCGUGGGAUUGGAUCUGCACUUCUGGAUGCAGCUAUUCAAUGGGCACGCAGCGUGGGAGCGAGAAGGGUCUCACUGAAUGUCGCAGACGGGAACGAUGCUGCCAUGCGGUUAUACCAGAGAAUGGGAUUCCAGCGCACAGGUGCCAUCGCAGCCCUUCCACCUCCACGGGACCACAUCUCGAAGCACCAGUUCGCCUUGGACCUCUAA
This is a messenger RNA of Symbiodinium sp. CCMP2592, 3192 nucleotides long. The record is from the annotation of a GenBank genome assembly. NCBI's taxonomy places the organism in Eukaryota, Dinophyceae, Suessiales, Symbiodiniaceae.